Messenger RNA from Sceloporus undulatus (fence lizard), 3625 nucleotides. Its product is annotated as carboxyl-terminal PDZ ligand of neuronal nitric oxide synthase protein-like. The record is from RefSeq and is a predicted model, not a curated record. Gene Ontology annotation, molecular function: nitric-oxide synthase binding. Lineage: Eukaryota; Metazoa; Chordata; Lepidosauria; Squamata; Phrynosomatidae. Bases 183 to 1877 code for a protein of 564 amino acids. The transcript is spliced from 8 exons.
CCCCAGAUCUUUUAGCCCCAGACUGGCUUACUUUCUGCUAAGCGAUGGAGGGAAGGUAACCUAAAACACUUCUGAGGGUGUUAAAAACCCCAUGCCCCCUAAUGUAGGGGGCAGAGAGUAAUUUUUUUUAAUUACAAAAAAUUGAGUUGUAGGGGGUCACUGUGAGCCAAUUGGUUUAGACAAUGGCAAACUAUGUUUCCCACAACAUACACAUACAGUUGUGCUGUUCCUGCAGGAUAUUUAUGUGUCCCCGAUUCCCAGGACCUGAAGAUCUUCCGUUACAUUGCCAGAGAUGGCUCCAGCAAUAUUCUUCGCUGCAAUGUCUUCAAGCUAAAAAGAAGAGCCAGGCCAUGCGCAUUGUCCGAACUGUGGGGCAAGCAUUUGAGGUCUGUCACAAGCUGAGCCUGCAGCACACUCAGCAGAAUGCUGAUGGACAAGAGGACAACCAAAGUGAGAAGGACAGUGAGGACUUGGAGGCAUCAGCUCAUGGCCCACCCGUAGCUGAGCCUGUCAGCACUGCUGAGGAAACAGACAUUGAUGCUGUGGACAUUGGACUUCCAGGGAACAACCACUUGGAGUUCAACAGGGGGGUGACGGAUCUUGAUGCUGUUGAUACAGAGUCCCCUGGACUGCUUUCCACCAAGAGUUUGAUUCAUAAAGAGAAUAUCCUAAUGGCUUCUCCGAAGAUGGUGCUUCCUUCUGCUCAGUUGCCUGAAGCAGGGGUCCCUCUGUCUACUCACCAUCAAAUGCAAUUUCUGCAACAGCUCUUGCAGCAGCAGCAGGAACAAACUCAAGUUGCUGUAGCCCAGGUGCAUUUGCUGAAGGAUCAACUGGCAUCAGAGGCAGCUGCCCGCCUUGAGGCCCAGGCCCGAGUACAUCAGCUCCUGCUGCAGAAUAAGGACCUCCUUCAGCAUAUCUCACUCUUGGUGAAGCAGGUGCAAGAACUAGAGGCAAAGCUGUUGAGAACCAGUACCAUGGGCUCUCAGGACAGUUUGCUGGAAAUCACCUAUCGUUCUGGGGCCCUUCCUGUUCUGUGUGACCCCACCACUCCUACUCCUGAGGACACACACCUGCUCCAGUUUGAUCCCAGGUUCUCCACCACUACCAGGUCUCCGGGAAGCCCCUUAGUUGACCAAAGCAUGUUUGAGAAUUCAAACACUACCCCUGUGCCAAAGCUGCCAGUCACUAAACCCGCCUCCCUGCACGCCCAGUCUUUCCCAGGCAUGAAUCUGCAAGGCCAGUUGGACUGGGGCAGAGGAAGCCAACCUCUCAAGAACCUUGGCAAGACUGUGGGUGCAAAAGUCAAUGACUUCCUACGUAGGAAGGAACCUACCAACCAUAGCAACGUGGGAGUAACAGAGAUCAACAAGGGUGCAGGGGCAGCAUUGUCCUGUACACAUAACAUUCUGCAGGAAUGCCAGGAUCAGCCAGAGGGGCAAGCACAAAAUGACUCCAUUCCCCGGCUGAAUCCACCUCCACUGAUUACCAAAAAGCGCACCCCAAGAGCGUUGAAGACCACUCAAGAUAUGCUGAUUGCUCCUCAACCAUUGGUAGGUAGUAUGGAAGACUCGUUUUCUGCAGAAAACCAGGAAUGUUCAUACCAACAUACCAGGACGAAGGGAGACUGGACAGAAAUCAGUUCAUUGACACCAAAGGAUCUCAUUCCUGAUCUCAUUCAUAAGGAGAACCUGGAGCCCAAGAUGAGCACUACUUACAGAAUAUCCUCUUCUGCUUUCCAGGAAGCUCAUGGACUCAACUUAACUGCUGACAAAAGUGAUCCUGAAUGUCAAUUGCAAAUUGGCAUGGAGCUGUCAAAGGCAAAGACAUCCACUCUAGACACUGAAGGCCGCAGCCUAGACUUAUUGUCCUUUGAGUAGAAUUACCUCCUUUAACGAGCCACUGCAGCUCUGCUGUAGCUGUAUAUCUUCCAUAGAUCUGUCACUAUAUUUGUUAUUUGUUGAGCCAGCAUGGUGUAGUAGUUGGAAUGUUGACUAUGACUCUGGAAAUCAGGGUGCAAAUCCUCACUCAGCCAUGGAAACCCACUGGGUGGCUCUCAGCCUUGAGGGAAGGAAUAGGCAAACUCCUCUGAACAAAUCUUGCUGAGAAAAACCCAAAAGGGUUGCCUUAGGGUUGCCAUUAGUCGGAAACUACUUGAAGGUAUACAUAUCCUAAACCACAUAUCAGAACUGAUGCCAUAUCCCCCUGAGAUAGCUUAGUCUCCUCAAGUCAUUUGGGUAGGAAGCAUCUUAAGAAAAAAGCAAGUACCUUUUCUAGCAGCUGGGCAUUCCUACCCCUAUCAUGGGAAAUCAGCUAAUGGGGACAGCCAGCUUGUGCUAGAAUGGCAUUGGGCCCUCAGUGUAGACUGCAUGGGAACCAGCCUGAGCAAAGAUAAUCUUCACAACUGUAAUUUGUGCACACAUGCACAACACAUGCAUGCGUGUAAACACAGGAUCUGCCCCAUAAGCACAACAGGCAAAUGCUAUUGAACAGAGCAGUGCUUCACGUCAACAUUUCUAUCCUUGAUUCUGAUCACAACAGAUGGUUGGUAAUCUAGAGUGCCCUUUGAAAUGAGAGUACUCAGAGAGUGAUACCUCUGCUCUGAGAGCAGUACUCUUCCUUCCAAUGUUGGCCUUGUCUUAUGAGCGCAUGGUAUUUCUCCUUGUCAGUAGUGUCACCUGUAAGUGGGUAAUCCUGUUUUGCUGUAACUUUUGUUGAAGUCUGCAUAUGAUAGCACUUUAAUUCUUCUUUAUGAACUAAAUGCCUUUAUGAACUCAUGCCUCCGCUUACCCUUGCAAAGGCAAAUUUGCAACCACAUUUGGCCUAUUUCUUACUUGUGCCUGGAGAUACAGAACCUACUUUCUGUAUCUGAGUGACAGCCUCCUGAUAAUGUCACUUCAGGUGAAGCUCUAUCCAUCUAGGUGCCCAAAGACUUUGUGUUUUUGUAAAUUUGAUAGUCUCAUUAAGUACAGCAAGAAACUUAACCCAUGAUGAAAUACAGAAGAAAUCCCUUAGACCCUAGUAGCAUCCUGCUCAAAUUCCAUGUUAAUGUUUUCCAGGAAAUGUAGUCUUGCUAGAACCUCCACCCUUACUAGUCCAUCCUAUAACCUUUCUAGAAAUCCUUGGUGCUGGUCUUUAUAUCCCAAACUCAGCACUGGAUAUUUUGAUGAAAAGGAGGGAAGCACUUUGGGUGAGCAGGGUGGGUUGCAACUAACCUGUUCCCUCUAAUCUCUUCAAUGAGUAGACAGUUGUGAGUGCUUGGUGGCUUUUAUCUUCUCUAAUUUCUUCUAAAUUGAAACGGGAAGGAGAUUACAAAGGGGCCUUUCGAUCUGACUUACAAUAAAAAUGCCUGAGCACAUUUGGGAGGGUGACAUGCCUAUUCAGUAAUACUGUCUGGAAAUGCCAGUUUAAUGAUGUCUACCUCUUUGUAUAGGAACACUACAAUUUUUAGUAAGCUCUGGCAACCACUGUAGGUGCUGCUGUAAUUUCCAUAUAGUGCACAAAUAAUGCUGAAUGCUGAAGGACAUCAUGUUUUUAGGUUUCAAAUAUGAAAUCUCAUAAGCUGUCAACUACUGUCCAGUACAAAUUAUGAUGGAAUGUUAUUAAAGGUUAUAUGACAGAAAAAGUA